GGGCGUUGCCCCAGGUGGAGAUUGAGCAGGGGGUGGAGUUUGGAGGCCUGGGCGGAGUUUAGACUGGAAGUAGGGAUGAUUGCGGUGGAAAAGCCAUUCGGCCUGAUGCAGGGCAGGGCUUAGGGAGGGAGGGGUCCGAGUCCUUGAGCCCUGGUGCUGGGUGUGAGGCGAGGAAAGGGCUCGACCCCCCAUUGUGGGGGCUUCAGGGACUGGCCGGAGUGCUGCCGUGGGGACUCGGAAGACCCUCCGGGGAAUGGGCCGGCGGGAAGCCGGAAGUCUUGGCGCUGAGCCUGCUCUGCCUUCCCGGGAGCCCAGCUCCAUUUCCUUUCUUCCCUUGGAGCUCAGGGCGCUCUGCCUUCUGGAAGCCUGCUCUGUGCCUGCAAGCCCCAGGGAAAAAAGCAAACUGUCCUAACCAUGUGGCAGGGGAAGGAAAGAACUCCAGGAGACAGUGGCCCUUUCACAAAGGCUGUCUUUGAUAGCCCUCAGGAGUUAAUAACAUUCAAGGAUGUGGCUGUGGACUUCACCCAGGAGGAAUGGGGACUCUUGGACCAUCCUCAGAAGGAGUUGUACAAGGAGGUCAUGCUGGAGAAUGCCUGGAACCUGCUCUCCCUGGGGCUUCCAGUUCCCAGAGAAGAUAUGAUCUCUUAUUUUGAACAAAGGGAAGUACCAUGGAUGCUGGACCAAGAAGGCCAGAGGCUCUGCUGUCCAGAAGGAGAGAUCAGACUUGAAAUGAAUGAAAGUUGUUCAGAGGAAAGCCUUCCUGUGGAAGAAAUUCACAAGCAAAGUUUCAAGAGUGAUGGUCCCUGUGACUUCCCUUGGAGAGAAAUAUGUGCUACAAAUCAGAAAUAUGUUCCCCACACUGGAGAAAAAGCUUUUAAAUGUAAUCAGUGUGGAAAGAGUUUCACAUGGAGGUCCCGUCUUGUUAACCAUCAGAGACUCCAUACUGGAGAGAAACCAUUUGAAUGUAAUCAAUGUGAGAAAACCUUUAGUCGAAACUCCUAUCUUGUUCUCCACCAGAGACUCCAUACUGGAGAGAAACCUUAUGAAUGUAAUCAGUGUGGAAAGGCUUUUACACAGAGUUCUCAGCUUAAUUUACAUCAGAGAAUCCACACUGGAGAAAAACCAUAUGAAUGUAAUCAAUGUGGGAAGGCCUUUAGCAGAAGCUCCAAUCUUGCUGCCCAUCAGAGACUCCAUAGUGGAGUGAAACCUUUUGAAUGUAAUCAUUGUGGAAAGGCUUUUACUCAGAGGUGUGAUCUAAAUGUGCAUCAGAGAAUCCACAGUGGAGAGAAACCUUAUGAAUGUAAUCAGUGUGGAAAGGCUUUUACACAUAGGUCUGGUCUUAAUGUGCAUCAGAGAAGGCACAGUGGGGAGAAACCUUAUGAAUGUAAUCAGUGUGGAAAGGCUUUUAUAGAGAGGUGUAGGCUUGAUUUACAUCAGAGAAUCCACAUUGGAGAGAAACCAUAUGAAUGUAAUCAAUGUGGGAAGACUUUUAGCAGAAGCUCCAAUCUUGCUGCCCAUCAGAGACUCCAUACUGGAGUGAAACCUUAUGAAUGUAAUCAGUGUGGAAAGGCUUUUACUGAGAGGUCUGGUCUUAAUGUGCAUCAGAGAAUCCACAGUGGAGAGAAACCUUAUGAAUGUGAUCAAUGUGGAAAGGCUUUUACACAGAAGUCUACUCUUAAUGUGCAUCAGAGAAGCCACAGUGGGGAGAAACCUUAUGGAUGUAACCAAUGUGGAAAGUCUUUAAAAUCCAUCUAUAGUCUUGCUGCCCAUCAGAGAAUCCACACUGGAGAGAAACCUUAUGAAUGCAAUCAGUGUGGGAAGACUUUUACAGUAAGCUCUAGUCUUGCUGCCCACCAGAGACUCCAUACUGGAGAGAAACAUUAUGAAUGAAAUCAGUGUGUAAAGGCUUUUACACAGAGUUCUCAGCUUAAUUUACAUCAGAGAAUCCACACUGGAGAAAAGGCUUUUAAAUGUAAUCAGUGUGGAAAGUCUUUCAGAUCCAGCUCCUAUCUUGUUAACCAUCAGAGACUCCAUACUGGAGAGAAACCAUUUGAAUGUAAUCAAUGUGGGAAGACCUUUAGCAGAAGCUCCAAUCUUGUUGCCCAUCAGAGACUCCAUACUGGAAUAAAACCAUAUGAAUGUAAUCAGUGUGGAAAGACUUUUACUCAGAGGUCAGGUCUUAAUGUGCAUCAGAGAAGCCACACUGGAGAGAAACCUUAUGAAUGUAAUCAAUGUGGAAAGUCUUUAAAAUCCAUCUAUAGUCUUGCUGCCCAUCAGAGAAUCCAUACUGGAGAGAAACCUUAUGAAUGUAAUCAAUGUGGAAAGGCUUUUACACAGAGGUCUAGUCUUAAUUUUCAUCAGAGAAGCCACACUGAACCUUAUGAAUGUAAUCAAUGUGGAAAGGCUUUAAAAUCCAUCUACAGUCUUGCUGCCCAUCAGAGAAUCCACACUGGAGAGAAACCUUAUGAAUGUAAUCAGUGUAGAAAGGGUUUCACAUGUAGGUCCCGUCUUGUUAUCCAUCAGAGACUCCAUACUGGAAAGAAACCAUUUGAAUGUAACCAAUGUGGGAAAACUUUUAGACAGAACUCCAAUCUUGCUGCCCACCAGAGACUCCAUACUGGAGAGAAACCUUAUGAAUGUAAUCAGUGUGGAAAGGCUUUUGUAGAGAGGUGUAGGCUUAAUUUACAUCAGAGAAUCCACAUUGGAGAGAAACCUUAUGAAUGUAAUCAAUGUGGAAAGGCUUUUACACUGAAGUAUACUCUUAAUGUGCAUCAGAGAAGCCACAGUGGGGAGACACCUUAUGAAUGUAAUCAAUGUGGUAAGUCUUUCAGAUACAGUUCCUAUCUAGCUGCCCAUCAGAGAGUUCACACUGGAGAGAAACCUUAUGAAUGUAAUCAGUGUGGGAAGAAUUUCACAUGUAGGUCCCGUCUUGUUAACCAUCAGAGACUCCAUACUGGAGAGAAACCAUUUGAAUGUAAUCAAUGUGGGAAGGCCUUUAGCAGGAGCUCCAAUCUUGCUGCCCAUCAGAGACUCCAUACGGGAAUAAAACCUUAUGAAUGUAAUCAGUGUGGAAAGGCUUUUACUGAGAAGUCUGUUCUUAAUGUUCAUCAGAGAAGCCACACUGGAGAGAAACCUUAUGGAUGUAAUCAAUGUGGAAAGUCUUUAAAAUCCAUCUACAGUCUUGCUGCCCAUCAGAGAAUCCAUACUGGAGAGAAACCUUAUGAAUGUAAUCAAUGUGGAAAGGCUUUUACACAGAAGUCUAGUCUUAAUGUCCAUCAGAGAAGCCACACUGAACCUUAUGAAUGUAAUCAAUGUGGAAAGGUUUUAAAAUCCAUCUACAGUCUUGCUGCCCAUCAGAGAAUCCACACUGGAGAGAAACCUUAUGAAUGUAAUCAAUGUGGAAAGGCUUUUACACAGAAGUCUAGUCUUAAUGUGCAUCAGAAAAGCCACAGUGGAGAGAAACCUUAUAAAUGUAAUCACUGUGGGAGAACUUUCAAAUGGAGGAAGAGUGUUGAUAUACAUCAGAGGAUCCACACUGGAGAGAAACCUUAUGAAUGUAGUCUGUGUGGGAAGUCUUUCAGAUACAGUUCUGAUCUUGCUGUCCAUCAGAGAAGCCACAGUGAAGUUUAAGUGAACCUUAAAUAUGUAAUCAUUGUGGAAAAACUUACAAAUGGAGGAAGGGCAUUGCUGAACAUGAGAGAAUCCAUUCUGGAGAGAAACCUCAUGCAUGUAAUAAAUAAGGAAAGGCUUUUACAAGGAGAUCUGGUCUUAAUAUAAAUCAUAGUAUCCACACUGGAGAGAAACUUUGUGAAUGUAAUUCAUGUGGAAAGGCUUUUACACAGGGACACUCUUUCUCUAUACUAGAGAAUUCACAGUGGAGAGCAAUUAUAGCCAAAGAAUUAUUAAACCGCCUAACCCUUUGACCCAGCAAUAUCACUACUAGGUCUAUUUCCAAACAUGAUUUAGCACUGAGUACUUCAGAAAUCUUGAAGAGCUUGAGACAUAAUAAAAAUGUCAUAUUUUAAAUGUGUAAUCAUGACCAAAAAGGAAAAUAAUAAAUGUUGGAGAAGCUGUAGAAAAAAUGGAACACUAAUGCAUUGUUGGUGGAGUUGUGAACUGAUACAACCAUUCUGGAGAGCAAUUUGGAGCUAA
Molecule: messenger RNA, 4152 nt
Organism: Dromiciops gliroides (monito del monte)
Lineage: Eukaryota; Metazoa; Chordata; Mammalia; Microbiotheria; Microbiotheriidae
Product: zinc finger protein 420-like
Exons: 6
Biological process (GO): negative regulation of transcription by RNA polymerase II
Molecular function (GO): DNA-binding transcription repressor activity, RNA polymerase II-specific
Source: RefSeq, a predicted model, not a curated record